GGAGUCGCCGGGCGUCGGUUGUAGCAGUCUGCGCGCCCGAUCUUCCGGUUCCCGUCUUCGUCCUGAGGCCCGUGCCACCGUCGCCGCCAUGAGAGAGAUCGUGCACCUGCAGGCCGGGCAAUGCGGAAACCAGAUCGGCGCCAAGUUCUGGGAGGUGAUCAGCGACGAGCACGGCAUUGACCCGACCGGCACGUACCAUGGAGACAGCGAUUUGCAGCUGGAGCGGAUCAACGUGUAUUAUAAUGAGGCCACCGGUGGCAAGUACGUGCCCCGGGCCGUGCUGGUGGACUUGGAGCCGGGCACCAUGGACUCGGUGCGCUCCGGGCCUUUUGGGCAGAUCUUCCGCCCCGACAACUUCGUCUUCGGCCAGAGCGGUGCUGGGAACAAUUGGGCCAAGGGGCACUACACGGAAGGCGCUGAGCUGGUGGACUCGGUGCUGGACGUCGUGAGGAAGGAGGCUGAGAGUUGCGACUGCCUGCAGGGCUUCCAGCUCACCCACUCCCUGGGCGGGGGGACAGGGUCUGGGAUGGGUACCCUCCUUAUCAGCAAGAUCCGGGAAGAGUACCCCGACAGGAUCAUGAACACAUUCAGCGUGGUACCCUCACCUAAGGUGUCAGACACGGUGGUAGAGCCCUACAAUGCCACCCUCUCGGUCCACCAGCUUGUGGAGAACACCGACGAGACCUACUGCAUCGAUAACGAGGCCCUGUACGACAUCUGCUUCCGAACCCUUAAGCUGACCACACCCACCUACGGUGACCUCAACCACCUGGUGUCUGCCACCAUGAGUGGGGUCACCACGUGCCUGCGCUUCCCGGGCCAGCUCAACGCUGACCUCCGGAAGCUGGCAGUGAACAUGGUGCCCUUCCCCCGCCUUCAUUUCUUCAUGCCCGGCUUCGCCCCACUGACCAGCCGGGGCAGCCAGCAGUACCGGGCCCUGACCGUGCCCGAGCUCACCCAGCAGAUGUUUGACGCCAAGAACAUGAUGGCAGCCUGCGAUCCACGCCACGGCCGCUACCUGACAGUGGCUGCCGUGUUCAGGGGCCGCAUGUCUAUGAAGGAGGUGGACGAGCAGAUGCUGAAUGUGCAGAAUAAGAACAGCAGCUACUUCGUCGAGUGGAUCCCCAACAACGUGAAGACGGCCGUGUGCGACAUCCCGCCCCGGGGGCUCAAGAUGUCGGCCACCUUCAUCGGCAACAGCACGGCCAUCCAGGAGCUGUUCAAGCGCAUCUCGGAGCAGUUCACCGCCAUGUUCCGACGCAAGGCCUUCCUGCACUGGUACACAGGCGAGGGCAUGGACGAGAUGGAGUUCACUGAGGCCGAGAGCAACAUGAACGACCUGGUGUCCGAGUACCAGCAGUACCAGGACGCCACAGCCGAGGAGGAGGGCGAGUUCGAGGAGGAGGCGGAGGAGGAGGUGGCCUAGGCCAUGUGCGAGUGGAAGCGGAGGCGGUGGGAACUCUUUAUUCGCCCCAGCCUGCUCUGCUCUGAUGCUGGCUCACUGUCGCGCAUCUGCUGCUCUGCCUCACGCUGUACAGGUUUCGCCUCCAUUAAAGCAUUUUCAUAGUG
This is a messenger RNA of Orycteropus afer afer, 1569 nucleotides long. RefSeq names its product tubulin beta 4B class IVb (gene TUBB4B). NCBI's taxonomy places the organism in Eukaryota, Metazoa, Chordata, Mammalia, Tubulidentata, Orycteropodidae. The record is from RefSeq and is a predicted model, not a curated record. Gene Ontology annotation, molecular function: GTPase activity; structural constituent of cytoskeleton; GTP binding. Gene Ontology annotation, biological process: microtubule cytoskeleton organization; mitotic cell cycle. Gene Ontology annotation, cellular component: microtubule; cytoplasm.